Panonychus citri (citrus red mite) is the source of this 2016-nucleotide messenger RNA. RefSeq names its product ectonucleotide pyrophosphatase/phosphodiesterase family member 5-like. The transcript is spliced from 5 exons. The coding region runs from base 605 to 1873 and encodes 422 amino acids. Lineage: Eukaryota; Metazoa; Arthropoda; Arachnida; Trombidiformes; Tetranychidae. The record is from RefSeq and is a predicted model, not a curated record.
AUUAACUAGUGAAAUUGAUUCACUAAUUAGUAAUUAUUAACCAAGUUUAAAGAAUCUGAUUCAAUAAGAAAGUCAUAUGGACUCAGAGUUGAGUUUUAAAAUUCCAAAAGUUGAAUCAAUUAAAUGACCAAAAAAAUUUAUUAUCGUUAAUCAAUGAAUCGUUUCUCUAAAUCAGCUGAUCCAUCAUCAAGUUAAUCAAUUCCAGUUCCAAUUAAAUAUCAUCUUUCAAUGUUUAUUUUAUGUUACUAAGUUUGAGACUAUUUAAUCAACAAUAAUAUCAACCUGAUAUUUGUGAUGAUAAUCAGAUGAUAAUUGGAUUUUUAAUUCAAAGAGUUUUAGAUCCUCUUCUUGAUUAAUCUUAACCAGUGUCAUCAUCAAGUCUAAUUAAUCGUCACAAUUACAAUUAGUUGGAACGUUAUGAAUUCAUAUUCCAAAAAGAUAUUUUGUUUUUGAAGAAGAUGAAUUCAAUCUGAAUCAGGAUUAUCUAAAUCGUGCCUCAAAGGAUUAAACUUUUUGUUACUUUUGAAAGAUGAACUGCUUCUUAGAAGUGGACUUAUAAUUGAUUUACUAAUUGUUAACUGUUCUGUUUCUAAUUGUUAUAAAAAUGAAUAACAAAAAGAUUUUAAUUGCUGUUGGGACUAUUGUAUGUGCUACAAUAUUUGUCAUUGUUUUGUCAAUCUUUUUAACUGGUUCGUAUUUUGGUGACCAAGAUGAACCUCCAAAGUUAAUUGUCAUCUCUUUCGAUGGGUUUAGAGCUGAUUACGUUUCUCCGACCUUAACUCCGACCCUUUGGUCACUCAAACAAACGGGAGUGACCGGUAGGAUGUUCCCUCAGUUCAUAAGUAAAACUUUUCCCAAUCAUUUCUCAAUAGCCACUGGACUUUACGAGGAAUCUCAUGGAAUCGUUGCCAAUAAUAUGUACGAUCCUGAGUUGAAUUUAACAUUUGACCUCUCCCAUAGCACUCAAGUUUGGUGGGACAAUGGGUACUCAUUACCUCUUUGGAUUGCAAAUCAGAAAAAGAGCAAUCGAAAGAGCGGAGCGAUCAUGUGGCCUGGAUGUGGGUUCACCUUUGGUGGUGAUCGAGCAUUUUACUCAGUUGAAUUCAACCGAUCAAUUGAUAUGAAGGGUCGAGUUGAUAUUCUCAUGAAUUGGUUUACCGAUAAAACUAAUCCUGCUAAUCUUGUUUUCCUUUAUAUUGAAAAUCCCGAUGAUACUGCUCACAAACAUGGACCCUUUGGAAAUGAAACUUUGGCCCAGGUUCGAAUGGCCGAUGAAGCGGUAGCCUAUUUAUUGGAAAAUUUAGAUAAUCACAAUUUAACCUCAUCAACCAAUAUCAUCUUGGUUAGUGAUCAUGGUAUGGAAGAGUUUAAAUCAACCACUACCGUUAAUUUAACCGAAUUGGUUCCUGAUCAAACUUCAUUCCAACAAUUUGGUGGAUCUCAAGCAAUUAGUAUUCUACCUAAUCCUGGAGUAGAAGAUCAAGUUUACCAAAUGUUCAAUACUCUUGGUAAAACUAAUCAUUUCAGAGUUUACAAGCGAGAUGAGAUUCCCGAGGAAUAUCAUUACAGAGAUAAUAUAAGAAUCCAACCAAUUCUAUUGGAGGCUGAACCAGGCUAUGAAAUAGCGUUCAGUUCCUGGAAACAUCCUGAUUCCAUGUGGGGUAAUCAUGGUAAUAAUAAUACUCAACCGGAAAUGGAAGCGCUUUUUAUUGCCUCAGGCCCUCAAUUCAAAGAUUCAUUCAAUUUAAAUGGAACCUCAUUUUUCAACAUUGAUCUUUAUCCAAUUAUGGUUGAUAUACUCAACCUCAAUGUUGGUAAUUACAAAUGCAAUGGAACUGAUUUAAUUACGAGAAAUUUACUUGCUGAACUUUAAAUUAUUAGUAAAAUUGUGUAAUUGCAUUUAUUAAACUAUUCUUUCAUGUAUUAGAACAAUUGAAUUUUAAUUCAAAUUAUAAAAGAAAAUUUUUCCUCAAUUUAAUCAACAAUUAACUUUGAGAGAAUCUAAUUAUCCAAGAA